Molecule: messenger RNA, 1324 nt
Organism: Solea senegalensis (Senegalese sole)
Lineage: Eukaryota; Metazoa; Chordata; Actinopteri; Pleuronectiformes; Soleidae
Gene: lg13h17orf97
Product: linkage group 13 C17orf97 homolog
Exons: 2
Coding region: 287-793 (168 amino acids)
Biological process (GO): protein arginylation
Source: RefSeq, a predicted model, not a curated record
UCACUGCAACGCGGCUGUGAAGCGUGUGCUUCCUGUGUCAAAUACGAAAAAUAUCCGCGUCGCAGCCAGGAUUUACUACUCAUUACUGCUGUUUUAGCGUCAAGAAAGGUUGGUUUUGUUUUGUUUUUUACCGUAAAGAAGUUUUUACCGGGACUAAAGAGCAACUACAGCUGUCGUGUGUAAACGUUUUUGGCGUCUCCGACGUCUCUGCGUGUGUGGUGGAUGUCUUCAACACAUCGACACCUUUUUAAAUCCUAAUUGUUACUGCGUGAACCAGAACCACGCGAUGCCAGAGAACAAAACGAUUUCCCUGCUGAUCCAAACACCCAACAACACAUCUGAGAGGAGAAACAAGAAGAAGACGAGGAAGAAAAGAAGCAGAAACACUGUUUCCACCUCCCCGCCACAAAGUCAUGCGACACCUCAGACUGUGUCUUUGCAUCCAGUGUCCCUGCUGAGUCCUGGUCAGCCUCGAGGCCUGCUGCCAAAGCUGAGAGCUGCCAGUAAGAAAGGCGGCGAACAGAGCAGCGGCAGCGGCUGGAGGAGCAAAAAACACCCAAAGAGUUUGACACCAGCAAACAAAACCAGGGAGAAUGAGAGUGGAGCUCCAGCGCAGGGGUUUGUGUCAGUGCCCAGCUCCCAGGCCAGGGAGAGUCUGAGGUGGGAGGGAGAACUGGGGGACCCCCGGGCUGAGGAGCAGAGGCUGGAGCUGUACAGGGCCGACAGACGGCAGCGAUACAUCACACACAGAGCGGCUCAGUAUGAAGCACUGAUACAGACAGAGCGUAACUGAAACAACUGUCAUUACAUUCAUUUGAACAGAGACUGAAUCCACCAUAAGAACUAUCCUCUCAGACCCGCUCUCAGGAUGGUUUUUUAAUGAACUUUGAAUAACUUGAAAUAGCCGUGGAUGUUUUAUCACUGAAUGGAUACAUUUGAUGGUUUACGUUUUAUUAUUCUGUGUUUCAUGUUACUUGACAUGCAUGAAUAUUUUAUAAUGUUAUGAAUACGAUAUCUUUGUAAAUUUGACUGUUUGUCAUUUCAGUUGUCUGUAACCCCAUGCCCCUGUAUCUCUCUCAUAAGAGACGUUUAACCUCAGAGACUUUAAUCAUGAAAUAAAGCUCAUAAACAAAUGAAUAAAUCAGGCUUUACUUUGCUUCCAGCUGCUGAACAAGAGGACCAAUGUUUCCAGGUUGUUCUUAAUCAAUUUCAAUGACUUGAAAUGUUUAAUACAACAAAAAAUAAUGCUUUUCUACACUCGUAAUAAUGUGUUUGGGUGCAUUGUAAACAUUAAAGUUGUUGUUUAUGUUUCUGUAAGGAUUUA